AUCAAAUAUUAAUCGUUCCAAAUUUCCCUAUUUCUUUUCUUUUUUCUCGCGUUAUGAAUAUUCUUAGUUUACCUACAGAAAUUUGGUAUCAAGUGCUGGAAUUUUCACAUAAUCGGUAUCAAUGCGCCUUUGUCUGUAAGGCUUGGACAGAAGUCUCGCUUCAACAAUUAUACAAAGACCUGAGGCUGGAUGGCCGCAACAUAUGCCGUAUGAAACGACUUUUGGAGUUGGAUGCGGAUGAGCGAAUCCCUUACUUUAAAUACUUUGAUUCAACUACAAGACUGACAAUUAAGAGAGAUAAGGAUAGAGAGGAGUUAAGGAGUUUAGGCUAUAUGGAAUACGAUGAUGGCAAACUGGAGGAAGACCAAUUCAUAUUCUUUUUGAAUAAUUUACCGAAACUCCGAGACCUACAUCUUGUAAACAGCUGCUACGAAGGUUAUUAUAUUGCAUAUUUACGCCAAACAGAUUCACUCAAGUGUUUGAAUGAAAUACAGACACUUCCCUCAUACUCCUGUUAUGACAUUUUCAGUCUAUUAUGCAGGUAUCACUCAACAAUAACUGCUAUCUGUAUGGAUGCCUAUGAAGGGAACUAUUCUCAAACUAUAACAUGGACUAUAUGUGAAUCGUUAAGCCAAUUUAAGCAUUUGACACAUCUAACUUUGACAAACGAACGUAAUGUUCAUUUGACACCACUAGAAGUACAAUUAGCUUGCCCUCGUUUGGUGACCUUUAAAUACAGCAGUGGACCUACAAUCUCUGAUCAUACUAUAGAAAAUAUGUUGCGCGGUGUCAACAAGAACGGUAUAAAUAGCCAUUUAAAAGUGUUUCAACUCCAUGUUCCCAAUCUACCAGCCAGCUAUUUUCGAUAUAUCUCCACGUAUCUAGUUCCUCAUCUGGACAGCCUAGAUUUAGAAGUUAGAAGAUACCAGCUUUUGAACUGGAUCCGUGAGGUUGGAAUAGAAGAUGCGAUGGUCUUUGCAAAGAAUAUAAGUCGUUUAAAGGAGCGUAGUCUUGAAUUUAGAUAUCCGUAUAAAAAUGUGACCAUGGAAGACAAAACUGCAGAAAUAACUAAUUUCAACAAGUUACUUAAUGCAUUUAAAGGACUGAGAUACCGUCUGUGUCAAGGAACAUUCAAGUUUACUGGAAGUUCACAUUAUUCGAUGCAUCGCAGUAAAGAAGACGUAUUGGAAUUUGAAUCUACAUUGGACGCAAAGUGCUAUCUUUCACCUAGCGACUCAAAUAUUGCACACGCCUAUGAAGUAGCCUUGAGUAAAUGUCUAUCGGAUAAGGCUUCCUCUUGCAUUGAGCCAGAAAUGAUUGAUUGCUUGAAUAUCCACAUAGAUCAUGGUAACCCGAAGCUGGUCUCAGUAGUUUUACAGUAUGUACUGGUUCAUUUUACAAAUAUUCAAGCUUUUAUAUUUUUUAUGGACGUCACCUCUACCAAGACAAUCUAUAUUGGUGAUGAUGUAAAGGAGUUACAACCACGGAAAGACCGUUUUAUAACAUCAAGAUGUGGUAGAGCCGGUCUGAAGGUGUUUAAAUCUUUACAAUUUAUUCCUUCUAAGCCUUUGCUAGAUUUAAUUUCUACGCAUUUGUUGAAUAUCCAAGUGUUGGUGUACAAUGCAAAGAUCAUGUAUGGAAGAUGGACACAAAAAGUAACCGAAAUUGAUUUGACGGCUUUAAAAAAAUUGCAGCUGUUUCAGUUUGACGAUUACAAUAUUUAUGGGUAUGAUACAGAUUUAAUAUUUAUUCAAUUACAAAUCAACCAUGGAGACAUAGCUUAUUAUUGCCGAAAUAUUGAAAUAUCUGCCGUGUAUGAAGCGACUACUCUCCAACUAUUCCAAGAAUGCCAAGAUGAUGCUACACUGAAUAUUCGACUUUUGAAUGUAAAGUAUAAUAGUGGUGUGAAAUUCGUUGUUUCAACUGGAAGUCAUACAAUGGCUGCAGAAUUUCAUAAUGGUCUUCUUCUUGAUUACAUCAACAUUGAUACUAAGUUUUUAUAAAUCAAUGUAUUUUCAAUAAAUCAAUUACGC
Messenger RNA from Mucor mucedo, 2033 nucleotides. RefSeq lists its product as uncharacterized. The record is from RefSeq and is a predicted model, not a curated record. Lineage: Eukaryota; Fungi; Mucoromycota; Mucoromycetes; Mucorales; Mucoraceae. The coding region runs from base 54 to 2003 and encodes 649 amino acids. The transcript has a single exon.